AAAUGGGUGAAGGCAUGGAAGAGGCAGAACGGAAACGUUUUGCGGCAAAAGCGAUCAAUGACCUGAUGAAAGAUCUCUAGUCGUCCUGGCUUCAAAAGUACGCAAACAUCGCCCCGAUACAUCUUGAGAACGAAACAGUCCCACGUACCGAGCUAUUUACCCCGCAACCCCGCUACGGCUUAAACAAUAAAUACCACCCUCCAAAUAUGUAAUCCCGCUUGUUACAACACCAACGCCUCUGUUUAGAAGCAUAGCACCAUAAGCACAAUUCUCGCGCUCGAACCCCCAUCAUGGCAUCGAAUCAAGAGAUAAGUAACGCUAGGUUCAGCGUAGAAGCGCGCGAAUGGGAUUCGAACAAAAAGCAUGUGGAAAGCACCAAUAAUGCAUUUGACGCCAUCAAGCGCUAUGUCCCCGCAUUUCAAAACGGGAACAACAAAGACCUCGAUGUGUUAGAAAUUGGCUCCGGAACUGGUCUCCUCUCUUUCCUCCUCGCCCCCCACGUCCGCUCCCUGAUCGGUGUCGAUACAGCUGAGGGCAUGAUCAGCGCUUUCAACACCAAACUCCAAGAUCUCCCCGACACGGCCAAGGCGAAUCUCUGCGCGAUAAAUCAUUACCUCGAAAGCGUCGAAGAUGCACCACUCCAAGAUGCCGCCGCUUACCUCGCGCCCCCUUCUUCGACGCCACCCUACCGCUUUGACCUCAUUGUUUCGCAUCUCACAUUACACCACAUCCCGUUAUUGCCUAAUAUCUUUGCUACGAUGCUUGGGUGCCUGAAACCCGGGGGUAUGAUUGCGUUGACGGAUUACGAAGACUUUGGACCGGAGGCUGUGCCGUUUCAUCCGAUUAGUAAGAGAGAGGGUGUGGAAAGACAUGGCAUUGACAAGGACGAGGUUUGCAAUUUGCUUAUGAAAACUGGGUUUAAUGAGGUGAGAGUUGAAGAAGCUUUCGUGUUAAGGAAAGAGGUUGAGGCUGAGGGCGGGAAACCUGCGAGGGAGAUGGAUUUUCCGUUUUUGGUAUGUUUGGGUGUGAAAUGAAGAAUCCAAAGUGUUGUGCAUGAUCUAGGGUGUACCGUCGUCACCGGGUGUCGAUGCAAAAUGGGCAGGCGUAGGCGGAGAUUUUGUAUCGUCGGACGAGGGACGUCCGGAGUUCUGGCCUCAUGCUUCAGCAACGGUACAAGCUAGUCAUUGGCUGUGUUGCUAGAUGCUACAAUCCAGAUCAAUAUGCGUGUAG
Messenger RNA from Dothidotthia symphoricarpi CBS 119687, 1230 nucleotides. RefSeq names its product S-adenosyl-L-methionine-dependent methyltransferase. The record is from RefSeq and is a predicted model, not a curated record. The transcript is spliced from 2 exons. The coding region runs from base 291 to 1034 and encodes 247 amino acids. NCBI's taxonomy places the organism in Eukaryota, Fungi, Ascomycota, Dothideomycetes, Pleosporales, Dothidotthiaceae.